AUAGUAACAGUGGCGCCAUCUGCAGUUGUCCCGUCAGUUGGGAGCUGGGGAAUGAUAAACUUACUUGCGACCAGGACGCCAAUGAGUGUAAAAGAAACCCUUGCUCGCAGCACGCGACAUGCAUCAACACGCACGGCUCGUUUAAAUGCGUGUGCAACGUGGGCUAUGCUGGGGAUGGAUUUAAUUGCCAUGAUGAAAGGCCAACAGACAAAAACACCAGACAUUGCCGAUGCCGACUUAGAGCUGAAACCAACAGCACCGCUCAAGGUCCUAUCUUGUUUGACCUCCCGACCUUGAUCUACGGCCACAAGACCUUGUGGGCUACUGACAUGUAUGGCAACGAGAGCGCCGCCUAUGUCAUCACGGACAAGUACCCCAACUUCUACAACACACUGCGAAGACGGAAGGCCAUUGGAAGCCGAGAGGACCUCCUCACGUGCCUCAAGGUGCUCCGUAGCUGCCCUACCGAUUGCGAACGCCUAGCAAGGAUCAUCGUAGGUGACACCCUCGGGUUCGAGACCAAGCUGUUGGUGGAGAACUCGGCCCAUGACCAAGUCUACAAAACCAUGGGCCAGAUCAUGUGCGAGACUUACAACCAUCACAUUGACCCCCCAGGGAAGAGAGUGGUAGUGUUUUAUAAUCCCGGGGAGGACUGCGGGGACGAGUUAAGUACGUACGCAUCAGAGGCGUAUCUAUGCUGCAACUCGGAGGACGUGUCUGGCAUUGGUAAAUUGACUUUCUGGAACCGGAAGUGUAGUGGAGGAGUGAAAUUGUCGGAACUUCUCGUUGGCUAAAACUGUGAACACUUAAGUAAAUGAAGACUGAUGAUGUAUGACAUUAAAUUAGUCGAACACAUUGUGCCGCAGGUGUAUAACACACCUAAUGUGACUGAUAAUUUUUUUUACAUAAAACAAGCUUUAAGAAUAAACACUUACAAAUGAAACUGACUUUUUAAAUAACGGAAUGGAGAGCUGAGCAGUUUAUGUCUGCAUCGAAUACUUCAGUCACGAUAUACUUUCUCUUAAUCUUGAUUUUAUCCCUUUAAGUAAAGAAAUCGAUGUUCUACUUAAUUUUUAGUGUCUUUUUUAUUAGACUGGAUGGUUAAAAGGAGAAAUGAAACGAGAAAAAUCUUUCUUUCUAAUUUACAUUUUACAUUUUCUUUGUGAUGAAUCAUUUGCAGUUAAACUAACAAUAUACUGAGAGUGGAUGCUCAGCAUGCUAGCUGCGACAGAAUGCUAACUC
Molecule: messenger RNA, 1242 nt
Organism: Lingula anatina
Lineage: Eukaryota; Metazoa; Brachiopoda; Lingulata; Lingulida; Lingulidae
Molecular function (GO): calcium ion binding
Source: RefSeq, a predicted model, not a curated record